This is a messenger RNA of Phyllopteryx taeniolatus (common seadragon), 6261 nucleotides long. RefSeq names its product intermediate filament family orphan 1b (gene iffo1b). The record is from RefSeq and is a predicted model, not a curated record. The coding region runs from base 607 to 2451 and encodes 614 amino acids. The transcript is spliced from 9 exons. NCBI's taxonomy places the organism in Eukaryota, Metazoa, Chordata, Actinopteri, Syngnathiformes, Syngnathidae.
CGCAUCGUUUGACGUACUACCCCGUGUAAACGACCUCCAUUCAUUUAUUUCUUUGUCAUUUCAGCUCGUGCACAGCAUCUUUCAGCAUUUUCAGAUUUUAUUUUCAAUGUAAUGUUAGUUUAUCGUUCAAAUUUAGUCUGUAGUGGAACAAGAUGUCGCGGAGAGAAAAAGUGAACUCGUCCUCCUGCGCCUGCGAUGUCGCCAUUACGGUAAAGCUGCUAUCAGCUGCUCUUGUCCUGCGGUCACAUUUUUGGUUGCCACAACUCGGAGGGACUCGCUCACGUCGCAUUUCUCCUUCACCCGUCUGCUUCUAUUCGCCUUUAUUCUGACAACUUCUUCGCCGUGUCGCCGUGUUGCGUGUCGGUUAAUCGGUGAACAAUUUUUUUUUUUUGGGACUGUGUGUCACCGAGCUGCAGCAGCAGUCGACGUUAAGACCUUCUUCUAAUCUGGGAGGAUCAGUCUAAUUCCAAGACAGUUAUAUAAGAAGGGAAACGCUGCGCAUCUUUGCGCCGCUUUGUUAUUUAUUUUUUUGAUCGGUCGUUUUAUUUGUUAUUGUUAUUAUUAUUGUUAUUCUGCUUUUAAGAGAGACCUUUCCCGUCCGUGUUCAUGCCAGAUCUGCAGCGCUUUAGUUUUCCGUACCAUAGCAUGAAUCCAUUGUUGGGGGCCACGGCGCAUCUCCAACAACAUCCGCAGCCGAGCCAGGCCACCGGGCACCCAGAAUCCCCCUCGGGCCUUCUCCCGGACGCCGUGUUCGGGUCUCCGGACUCGGCGUCUUUGCUGCUGGGUGAUUUCCCCGGGCCCGAGUUCCCCUCCCAGAGCUCAUCUUACCUGCACCACUAUCAGCAUCAGCACCACAGCCCCACCGUGCACCAUCCUCCCGCGGCCAUGGCCCUGCGCAAUGACCUGGGUUCCAACAUCAGCGUGCUCAAAACCCUCAACCUGAGAUUCAGGUGCUUCCUGGCCAAAGUGCACGAGCUGGAGCGCAGGAAUAAGAUUCUGGAGAAGCAGCUGCAGCAGGCGUUGGAGGCCAACAGCGGCUGCAGGCCGCAUACCCAGGAGGCAGGCGUGCAGACGGGUUUCGUGGGAGCCAUCCCGCUCCGACCCGGCUCCCUCCCCUUCCACAACACCAACAACUCAGCUAGGAGGCCCACAACUUUAUCCUGCCCGGUCCCCGAGACUUCCGCUUCCACCCGAACCGACACCGCUUGUAACCCGGCCAUCGGCGUCAGCCAGGCCUCCCCCUCCGUGGACUCCCCCGGGUCCAGAAUCAGCGGCGGACGCUCCGUGACCGGGGCUCCUCGCUUCCUCCCGGGCACCAUCUGGUCCUACAACCCCACUCGCAGGUUCGGAUCGGAGCGUCUGACCAGCCCUGGGGUCUCCUGGGUGCACCCGGAUGGAGUCGGGGUCCAGAUCGACACCAUCACCCCCGAGAUCAGAGCGCUCUACAACGUCCUGGCUAAAGUGAAGCGGGAGAGGGACGAGUAUAAACGCAGAUGGGAAGAAGAAUACACAAUGAGGACGGACCUGCAGCAGAAGAUUGCUGACUUGCAAGAGGACUUGCAGGAGAGCGAAGGCUGCCAGGAUGAGCUGGCCCUCCGAGUUCAGCAGUUGAAGGCCGAGUUGGUUCUCUUUAAAGGCCUCAUGAGUAAUAAUCUGUCAGAUCUGGACACAAAGAUUCAGGAGAAAGCCAUGAAAGUGGACAUGGACAUCUGCCGCAGGAUCGACAUCACGGCUCGCCUCUGUGACGUCGCCCAGCAGAGGAACUGUGAAGACGUCAUCCAGAUGUACCAGGUUACAAACAACCAGCCGUCGAUAAGCCUGCGGCGCAAACAGACACCUCUAUCCAUGAACGGUAGCGAGGGCGAAGAACCAGUCAGCGUGUCUGAAAACGACACCAGCGUGGCCAAGGAGGAUGAGCAGCAGCAGCAGCAGCAGCAGCAGCAACACAGCAGCUCCUCGGCCAAUCAGAUCAACGAGGAGAUGCAGAGGAUGCUGAACCAUCUACGUGAGUGCGAGUUCGAGGAUGACUGUGACAGUCUGGCCUGGGAGGAGACGGAGGAGACGCUGCUGCUGUGGGAAGAUUUCCCAGGAAGCACUCUGCCUCCUGACCCCGCCCACCCGCCUGGAGAGGACGACUGUCUGGAAAAAGUGAUAAGUGACACUGAAUGCUUGUUCAAGUCCAGAGAGAAGGAAUACCAGGAAACCAUUGACCAGAUUGAGCUGGAAUUGGCGACGGCAAAGAGCGACAUGAACCGCCACCUGCACGAGUACAUGGAGAUGUGCUCCAUGAAGCGAGGCCUGGAUGUCCAGAUGGAGACCUGCAGGAGACUCAUCACGCAAAGCGGCGACAAGAACACGGCAGCGCAGACGUCCGCCGACGACACUGACCGGCGCGAGAGCGACAGGAGCUCGGCGUCCCCGCCGUCCUUGUCCAGCGCCACGAAGUCCUGACAUCUCGCCACUGCGGUCAUGUGAUCUCCACAACAGUACCGCACUGUCACAACACAACACCACACAACCCCUGUGGCCCUACAAUCAUCAUCAUCACAUCACAGUAGUCAAUAUGUGUGUCGUCCCUGUAGCCAUCUUUUACCAGCUUGUCAAAUAGCCUGUUAACGUGAACAUUUAGCAGGAUUUGGUACAAAACACUAAGCAUUCUAAUUAAGGUGGACUGACAGAUUUUUGAGUUGCUUGAAAAUGUUUAAUUUAAAUGCAGCAGCUUUAAAACUACACCAGACUGGAGGUUUUGUGGUCAAAUAUAGCAAAAGGGGCAAACAAUAUUUUUUGAGGCAGGCAUAUGGUCUUUUGGGAAGAUUCAAACUUAAAAUAUAAAGUUUGGGAGAGAGAAUAUUGCUUUUUUUUUGUGGUAGCCUAUUACUUUUGGGGGUCAAAGUAUAUUUUUUGGGUGCUAAAUAUGGCAAAUUAUUUUUCUAAAUAUUGCGUUUCAUGUUAAAAUAGUGAUUUUGGGGACAAAAUAUAGCUUGUUGUGUCAAGACAUUCCUGUUGGGGACAAAAUGUAACUUUUUUUUGAAGGAGACCGAUAUGAUGUAUUGGGCACUUUGGGGCAGAAUAUAGCUUUUGUUGUGGCAAAAUAUGUUUUAGGGGACAAAUGUGACUUUUCAGGGGAAAAUAUUGCAUUUUGAGGGGUAAAAGUAGCAUUCUUUUUUCCAAAUGUUAAUUUUUGGGUACAAAAUUGUGUGUGUGUGUGAGUGUUUUCUUGGGAGGGCGAAAUAUGGUGUUUAGGGGGUUGAAUUUAGUUUUUUGUUUUUGGGUUGAGCUUUAUUUUUUUUUUUUGUGGCAGAAUAUCGUUUAUUUAUGUCAUAAAAUUGUGUUUUCAGUGCAGCUUGUUGACUAAGAGUUUGAGAUUGCUAGACAGUAAUCCAGUCCUAACCGUAAUACUGCUUAACGUUUUGUACUAUUUCCUACACAAUUUUGUUGAGGUUUAUUUUCUAUGUUGACUAGAGAUGCAACAUUAGACUACCUCACUCACAAACAAGAGAACAUUGCAUUGAUGAUUGGGGCAAAACAACAACACAAAUAGUCAAUAAGAAACAUCAUAACAUAGCAAGGAGAAAAUAUGUGUAGUCAAUGUAAAAUGUAUUGUUAUUCACACCAACUGUGUGGAUGACUUUGAUUGGCGUUCACGUCUACGGGCAGAUUCCACUCAUAAUAGGAUGUCACGAGUCAGCGUUUUACUGCCUUACAGAUACAGAGUGGAAGCUUGUUUUGGUUCUGUGUGAAAAAUGAUCAGGCUGCAAAGCUACAUUGUGAAUAAAUGAGGAAUUAAAUGUGCUUUCCUGAUCAAAAUGUCAGCAGCAUGCAGCCGGGUGAUGACAAGCUGAAAGCCAACUUUUGUCAGGCAGUGGUGACAGCAAUCUAUCUCUUAGCUGAUAACUCUAGUGGUCAAGUCUUGGGAAUUUGGGGGAUUUUCCCAGUGCACUUCGCCUGACAACUUCACCUACAGCAGUGACUGUAAGCGUCUGCAUGUCAGAGAACCAUUUGAGUGUUUAUUGUAUUACAAUGAGAAGUGUAUAACUAAUACAGUGGUGCCACGACUUGCGGGUUUUUCAAGAUACUGAUUCUCAUAUGCCGUUCAUUGGCCGAUUUUCUUUUUUUUUUUGUGCCUUGACUUGUGAGCAAUGACUUGAGUUGUGAGUGUGUUUCAGACUUUCGACCACUCCAGUGAAGUGAAAAAAAAAAAAAAAGUUAAUAAGGUGGAAUCUCUUAGUCAAACCUCAAUUUGCUUAUAAAUUGCUUUACCCCAAAAAAUUUGGGAGAAAAAUAUUGCGUGGGUUCACAAAUUAUGCACACUUGUGCUUUCUUUCACACGGCGUAAACGUCAUUUCCUCCGCCGUCACGUAUUUCAGGUAUCUUUGUUUUUUGUUGUUGUAAAGCUAUUAAGAAUUCUGUAAAGUGUGCAUGGCGUUGAGCGAGCGAGAGGGAGUUAGAGAGAGAGAGAGAGCUGCAAACGCACUCUCUUUAGGGGAUGUGAGAGAGAGAAAAAGAAAGAAAUAGAGCGCUACAAGCCACGCCAUUUAAAGGCACAACAUGAAUAUACUACUGCGUGUGUUUGUGCCGUUUGGCGUCAUUACCCUUCAUAAAACGGAUGUUUUUAGAGUCAUAUUUUAUAAUACCGUACUGUUUUUUUAAUUCAAAAUCUAUAAGCGUGGCGUUUUUUUUUUGGUGUGUUUUUUUUUUUUUUUUGAGGUGGCUGGAACGGAUUAAUGGCAUUAUGAUACAUUUCAAUUGGGAAACUUGAUUUGAAAUAUGAGUGAUUUAAGUCACGAAGGUGGUCACGAAAUGAAUUAAACUCGUAAGUCGAAGUACCACUGUAUGUGAGUCUGAGAUGGAUUGAAAAUUACGCACUUUUAUGAAUGACUUUUAUUAGGAAUGCUGAGAUUCCGGUCUGGAAGAAGUGAGCCGCCGAGUGCCAAAAUGAAGGAGAAAAAAAAAGUGAGCAAAUUAAGCUGCCCAAGCCUUCUGUCUUCCUUUUUUUUUUUUUUUGCCUACCAACGUGCUUGAUGUAAAUAAGUCAACUUUGAGUUUGCACAUAGAAAUGACCGAGCAAAGCAAUGAAAUAACGUCAAGUGCGAUGAUGAUGACGAUGAUGCAAUCAGCGCUAUCGCUUGUAGUCCCGUAACCAAGAAACAUUGUAAAUAGAAAACUAAGUAUAUUUGCUCUGAGAAUCCAUCCGUUGAACAUACUGUACAGUAUUAGCGUGUUGCGGGGAGGCGGCUAAAUUAACAAGUCCUUCACCUUCAGACUAGAGAAAGACACAUUUGAGGCUUACGUUACAAGAAUGCAUGGUACCAUUUGACCGAAUAUUAAAGCAGAAAGUGAGAGAUAUGUAUACUGUGCAAGAAGUUCCCUUUCUCAGCAAAUGUCUAUGUAUCUACUGUAUGCAUGUGCCAGUGUGCAGGGGCCUCAAGAGUGAAUAGGGAAUAUUUUGAUCAAAAAUGCUUUGAAAAGGCAUCUAGUGAGGAAAAUGAAGAGGGAAGCACAAACACCCCGGUUCCUCUUAGAACUGUCAAUAUUUACAUCAAUAGUAAGGAACAAUCGUUUCAUAUUUCAUGUCUUGAAAGGAAACCUGAUCAUUUUAGUGUGCAAUAAAUAUUGAACAAUAGGUAAUAUAACAUGAGAGGUGUCCAGGCUGGUCCACAAAUGUAAUGACAACAACAGACACACUUUUCUCUUUAUUACAAGCCAUAAAUAUUAUUUUUAAUAUAUAUAUAUUUUUUUGUUACUUUAAAUUAUUCUGACCUUUUUCCCAAUAUUGUCGCUGUCAGUAUGUCCAAAUUUGGUCAAUUACAUGUUUUUUUUCACAAAUUGGUACUUUUAGUCAUUUGUUAUUUUUACAAAUUAUUAACCAAUCUAAAGUCUGGCAAUAUCUUGCUGUCUUUAACGAUAUAAUGUUUAAUACCAUUAAAUAAAGAAAUAAUUUCCUAAUAUACAAUGGUUUAGGAGAUACAAGGAUUCCUCCCUGUCGCGAUGAUAUGAUAGUGCUGCAGCCAUUUUGAUAUAACCGAGCUACUAGAAUGUAAACAGCUGAUGAGAGAGGUUUUUGAAUUUACAAUAAUAAGAAAAAAAACUGGUAGUGUCAUUCUUUCAAGCUUUUCUUUUGUUGUUUAUUUCCAUUCGAUGUAUUACUGUAAGUCAAUAGUGUACAUGUAAAGGCUUGAAACAUCAUGUUAGCGCCCUUGCACAGCUGCCAGAUGUUCUUUAUGUCAAACAAGAUUGGAAGAGAAUAAACAAUGCAUCUCA